AUGACGCAGCCCUCCAACAGUACCCUCCCAACCACGGAAGAUACCAUGGACCCAACAACCGACUUUUUCGCCGAAUACAAUCUCGGCCAAGCUCUCGUGCCCGCGGACGAUGGCAUGUUCCAGACCGUGUGCAACAACCUCCGCGACCCCUUCACCAACCUUCCCGAGGCCCAUCGCAUCUACCUCACCGGCUACGACCGCGCCACCGACAUCACCGCCGUCCGUGGCCGCCUCGUCCACGUGACCCACGGCACCCUCGUGCCCACCUCCAACUCCCCCACCAACCCCAGCCGCCCGGCCACCCUCAUCGUUUUCGAGUGGCUGCUCAUCCCCGGCCGUCUCGGCCGCCGGUUUAAGGAAGUCAACAUCGACGUGACCUUCUCCGCUGAGGGCAAGCGGCAGGGGGCGUAUACACUCCGGGAUAUUGAACGGUUCACCCCGUCUGUGGAGAAGGUGGCGCCGAGCGUGCCGUUGAAGACGAGGGUGAGGGCGCGGGGCGUGACAGAGGAGGUUUCUAUUAAGGGAAAGUUGAUGGUGGGAUAUCCGCCGAUUGUGCAAGCGGGGCCGGAGGUGUCGAAGAGGACGAGGGUGGAUAUGACGAAGCUGGAUUUCACGUUUGCGGCCGGGUAUCCGACUUUUGUGAAGAAGAGCGGGGGCGAGCCGAAUUCUGUGCAUUGGACCCUGCGGGAGAAUGCCUCGGAGGAGAGCGGACUACCGAGCCUUGUACGCACUGCUGUAUUGGUGAAAAGGAGAGAGCGCGACAACCUGGGCCAGUUCAAGGCAGAUAUCACUGCCAAUAUCAAGGCUUCGCGAGUAGGUGAUCGAGUUAAGUCCUUCCGGAAACUGGUAGGUUUGGCCCCCAAGGACGACCCGCUGUUUUUCGAUCCGAGGGUCUCUGCAAAGUCGGAAAACGGCGCGGCUGUGUUGGAUGGGAGCCAGGAUGUGACAGGCAAGACAAGUCCAGUGAAGGACAAGCGCCAUCUGGCCGCCAAGAACCUUGACGACUUCCUUGUGUUUCACGAAGACCUCCAGGAACAACCCGCCGGAGAUCAAAGUGUGGCUCAGGCUGGGAUUGAAGCUGCUGAUUCAUGGGGUCAAGCCACGGGUCUUUCUGACAGUGGGGUGCAGAUUAGCAUUUAA
This is a messenger RNA of Dichotomopilus funicola, 1140 nucleotides long. RefSeq lists its product as uncharacterized. The transcript is spliced from 2 exons. The coding region runs from base 1 to 1140 and encodes 379 amino acids. The record is from RefSeq and is a predicted model, not a curated record. NCBI's taxonomy places the organism in Eukaryota, Fungi, Ascomycota, Sordariomycetes, Sordariales, Chaetomiaceae.